Carcharodon carcharias (great white shark) is the source of this 1965-nucleotide messenger RNA. Its product is annotated as zinc finger protein 664-like. Gene Ontology annotation, molecular function: RNA polymerase II cis-regulatory region sequence-specific DNA binding; DNA-binding transcription factor activity, RNA polymerase II-specific. The record is from RefSeq and is a predicted model, not a curated record. The coding region runs from base 599 to 1045 and encodes 148 amino acids. The transcript has a single exon. Gene Ontology annotation, biological process: regulation of transcription by RNA polymerase II. Lineage: Eukaryota; Metazoa; Chordata; Chondrichthyes; Lamniformes; Lamnidae.
CACAUGCGCAGCUUCCCCUCUCCGAGCGGCUUCUCGCUCUGGCCGGAGCCGGUUGCCUGGAAACCUUGGCUCCAGGAUGGGGAGGGGGAACAAUGGAUGGGGGCGGGGCUCCCGCGUUCGCGCGCCUGGCCUGCAGACUGGAACCUGAGACGUCACCGCGGAGCACAGUGAUUCCUAUUGGUUGAUUCAGGCAGGGUUCCAUUGUGGACGUCACAAUGCGGAAGUUGGACAAUAAGCUUCAGACUAAAACUUCCUCCCGUGGGCAACAUCUGUGAGGAAAUCAAUGUUUCCCUCUUUCCAUUUCUUUUCUCAUUCUGGGGGCAAAUUGUUGACUUGCAGGGAUUGAAGGGAAAGGAAGUGAAUCCGGGCAGGUUGCAGACUCUGGAAAGAUUGGCCCAGGUCUCUCUCUCUUCAAGACACUGUGAUACCCAAGUGAGAAUGUUUCCAGUGCACUGACUCUGGAAAGAGCUUUAACCAGUUACACAGCCUGAAAAAACAUCGCACCAUUCACAACGGGGAGAGACUGUACAUGUGUUCUGUGUGUGGAUGAGGCUUCAACUGAUUGCCAAAGCUGGAGAGACUCAAGGACACUCACAACAUGGAGAAACCAUGGAAAUGUGCAGACUGUGGGAAAGCUUUCAGGUUCCCAUGUCAGCUGGAAACCCAUCGACGCAGUCACACCGGUGAGAGGCCAUUCACCUGCUCGAAGUGUGGGCAGGGAUUCACUCAGCGAUGCAACCUGCUGAGACAUCAGCGAGUUCACAUGGACAGGCCGUUCAACUGUUCUCAGUGUGGCGAGGGAUUCAGUGAUUUGCCCACCCUGCUGUACCACCAGCAACUUCACACCGAGGAGAAGCCAUUCACCUGCUCGGAGUGUGGGAAGGGAUUCAAUCGGUCAACCCAUCUGCUGAGACACCAGCGGCUUCAUACUGGGGAGAGGCCAUUCACCUGCUUGGAGUGUGGGAAGGGAUUCAUUCAGUCAUCCAACCUUCUGCGACACCAACGAGUCCAUACUGGGGAGAAGCCGUUCACCUGCUCCGAGUGAGGAAGGGAUUCACUCAGUCGUUCAGCCUGUUUACCCACCGGUAACUUCACAGCGGGGAGAGGCCAUUCCUCUGCCCCAAUUGUGGGAAGGGAUUCAAUCGAUUAUCCAACCUGCGGAAGCACCAGCAAGUUCACAAGUGAUUACAGGGGUUGGAUUCCAUUAUUGCUGCUGUUAAUCACAUUAGGACUGAACUAUGUUCAUUCUGGCAGAUGGCAAUGGAGGGUUUCUUUUUGCUGGACUGUCUGUUCUCAUGACUUUACUUCCAGUGGGCUGAUGCCCUGAGACUUGUUGCGAGUAUUUAGCUGCUUUUUCAUAUAGAUCACAGGAACAAAGGGUGUUUUGAAGGUAAAGGAAAUGGUAUUUAGUUUGCGUUUCUGCUUGGAACCUCCUAAAACAUGCCACUUUGCCAUGAAUAUUGGCUGUGCGAGGGUUAAAAAGUUAUUUUUUUAAUUUAUCUGAGUGUUUCUCACAGGAAGCAGCCACAGAUUUGCCCUUGUUUUAUUUGCAGCUAAAUUGGAGUUGGUGAGUGGAAAAGAAGCUGGAAGAUUUGUCGAGCUUGGAGUUGGAGGAUGAAAUCUACAGUGACCCUCGCAGUGAAAGGCCUUGUGGUAGAACCAGUCAGCUUGAGCAGUUAGUUUGGAAAGAGCUGCGAAGAUGCAGUUGGAGCAGGCUGGGGAGAAGCAGUCUGUCUGGUCAAAGUCAGGUCAAGAAGGCAGUGAGGCUCACGCUUGAGUUGAGGAAUCCACAGUCGUGAGGUCUGAAAGAAAUUUUGGAGGGGGUCGCUUAGCCAAAAGCUGAUGGAAUGAUGCUCAAAGGUAGAACAGGGUUUACAACUUAAAUAAUUACAAAACAGUGUUAAGUUCAUAGUAUGUAGUUUGUUCAAUUUUUUUCUUUACAAUAAAGUUUGUUUUUGUUUAAAA